GGAUACUUGCUUUAAUGCAUUUUGUCUGCCAGAAAUGGACUCAAAAAAACAUUGAGAAAGUCGAAAGUUUGACAGCAAAUUGGUGAAAGAAGCUCCAAGCAGAAUGCUCUCGUCAAAGGACAUAACUACACCGAAAGGUUCUAUAAUAUCGUUAGUAAAUAAGCUAUGUGAAAAGAUAUUUUACGAGAAGAACUGUACAAACGAGAAUGAUGCAGUGAAAGUUCGUUUCAAUGGGAAAAUAUGUCAGCAUUUACGAAAUAUCGUUUUUGAUCGUUUGAUUUUCAACAAACAAAGAGAGGAGGAAAGAAAUUUUACUGUAAAACAAAGAAUAUGCGUGGAAGGCUUUAAAUUAAGAGUUCGUGGACUCGUUGAUAAGGCUGAAAAUUUGGAAAGGCUUCUUUCAGUUCUUGAAUCGACCAGCAUUUAUUGCUCUGUUUUUUGUGGAGAGUUGAAAUCAGUUAACGAGAUUGAAGCCAUUAUCAAUGUCUUACUUCUUCUAUCAAAUCAGACGCAAAUAUUUACUCAAAAACUUGCGAAGUUUGGAAAAAAGAACACCAUUAUCUGGUGUGAUUGCAGUUUCUCUUUCUUGUAUUUAUCUGCUCUUGUUCCUGUGAGUUCCAUCACAGAAGGUUUGCCUGUAAAUGAAGUUAUCAACUAUGAAUUUUAUCCAAAUGAAAUCUUUGAAACUUCACCAACAUUUGGCAUUUCAUAUGCUCAAAGAUGUCAGUAUGUUGAGGAAUUAAUACCAAGCAAUGUGUUCAUUCAAAAGCCUGGAGCUCGUACUAAAUGGUUCAACUCAGACAUGAGCAAGGACCCAUUUUUGAAAAGCACUCAAGAUUCUCUGUAUAAUGCUCUAGUUUAUAGUGAAACAUCGAAUAUUCAUAUAAAAUUAGAAGUUCCAGAACUUUCAUCUUGUCCUCAUGAAUCAAGAUGGAUACCUAAGCUUAUGUCUAUGGCAAAAGAGGUGACUGAAGAUGAAGGUUUUGAAGAUGCUGACUCGUCACAAUCAUCAGCCAUUACAACCGACUCAGGUGUGAAUAGUCUGGACAUUUGGGACGAAGCUCUUUCUUAUCAACCAUCAAAUUUUCAUACUUGGGAAUCUAAGGGACAAAGUGAAACAGAGGGAUGCAAACCAUACCUUAGUGAAUCAGGAGUAAAUAUCAUGGAUCAAUUGUAUGACAUGAGAAUGAAUGAAGUGUGCUUUCUCAUUAAUGCUUCAUGUCCAGUCUUCAAAUAUUUUGAUAUGAAAGUUUUUGUCAGAGAUUGUCUUAUGGUUCUGAUAGGUGUUUCAUCUAAUGUCUUUAUAAUAAACAAGAAGACAGCCUCUUUUCAUGUUGCCACCAACAUCCGUCUAAAAGGUGUCUCACCAGAGUCGUUAAACCAAAUGUUAAACAAACUGGCGGAGACUGGAACGAAUUAUUAUCGGCUUAAUAAAUUUACUCACUGUGAACAGACAUAUGAAGUCAAGAGUUGUGUUUUGAAAGCAUUUUUAUGUGGUUUGGAAACCUGUUUACAACAAUACAGACAGUUGGUUGUUCAAAAGAAAGUUUCAUCUAUACCAAGUAUUGCAAAUGUCGUGGAGCUAUUUCGAGAUCAAGGGCUCAAGUUGAAGUUCCUAGCGGAUGUCUGCAUGUGUACGCAAGGUUUCAAUAGAGCAAUUGGACAACCAAAGCCUAGAUUUCCACUGGGGUCAAAGUUGUUGACUUAUUUGUACAAUCUUUGUCUUCAAAACAUGAACUCAAGUGUGUCUUCGAUGUUGCUUUAUCUAUUUAAAGUCAGUUGCACUCCGUACUUCAGAUAUCUCCAACAGUGGAUUUAUAAGGGAAAAUGUAUUGAUUUUUACAAAGAGUUCACCAUAUAUGAAAAUGAUAUCUAUUUAUGUCGUAGAGAUAAACGAUACUGGAGUGAUGGCUACGUCAUGUCUAAGCAAGAUAUUCCACUGUUUCUACAAGACCUAUGGAAAGAUAUUUUUGUUUGUGGUAAAUCUAUCAAUUUAUUGAAGCUAUGCUGUCCUCAGCAUUAUAUAUGCAGUAACAACGUGGAGAUUCCUAAUUUGACCAUAACAUACUCGCUGGAUUCAAUUAUAAAGAUAUCGGAAAAUAAUGAUCGAUAUCUUGAGGAAAUGGAGUUAACUCGAGAGGGAAUUGACAAGGAAAGAGAAAAAAAUAAAUCUUUUAAGGAAGAUAUGAAACGAAAUGAAGUCUUAAACAUGAAGAACAAAGUGCGGAGUGAAUUAAACGUAGUUCAAGAUCUGGUAACUAGAGCGAAGGAAGCUCUUGCAGAGAAAAAGAGAAAAGAUUUGGGUUUUCUUAAACAACAAAUGGAAGACGCGAUUAAUAGGAAGUUGUUAGAACGGAGUCGAGAAGAAAAAGAAGACAGGCGUUUUUUAAGAGAAUCUUUAAGAUAUGACGUCACAACUGCAAAAAUUGAUGAUGAACAGUCUGAACAAGCGAGACUAGAUCUGAUUCGUUAUUAUGAAGAAUUGACAAGAGAAGCUGAUCUCCGUGAGAAACGUGCCAACUGGAUAGCCAACCGUCAUUCUCUGAAGAAUCUUCGAGAUGAUUUCUUGAAGUUAGAAUACGAAAAAGAGAAUAAUAUGAAGAAUGAAAUUGAUGAAGAACAAAUGCGUCCUGAAAAAUUUGAUGUCGAUAAGGAUUCAACUAUCCAAAAUGAUAUAAAUAUAACAACUAAAUCUUUAAGUCAAGAGAAAAACCUUUUUACAAAAGGAUCACAAGCCAUGCAGUCAACUGUUCAAGAUUUAAUGUAUCCUCCUAGCACGAUAAACGAUAAUGAUGCUCUGCCAUCAACUGAUAUCCCUAUGCAUACAUCCUUAUCCAAAGCUACUGACUCUACUGUUCAAGAUUUAAUGUAUCCUAGCAGUGCGAAGAAUGAUUUUGGUUUACCAUCAACUGAUGUCCCUAUUCAUACAUCCUUAUCCAAAGCUACUGACUCUACUGUUCAAGAUUUAAUGUAUCCCAGCAGUGCGAAGAAUGAUUUUGGUUUACCAUCAACUGAUAUCCCUAUGCAUACAUCUUUAUCCAAAGCUACUGACUCUACUGUUCAAGAUGUAAUCUAUUCCAAUGAUAAUAUAUCAAAUCGUUCAUAUGUCGCAAGCACUUUAUCACAAACUUCAUCGUCUCAUCAAAUAUUUACAACUGCGGUCAAUCACGCUGCUAAUAAUGAUUACGUGUUGACGUCAACUUCUAAGGACUCUGGUCUUGAAACAUCGAGACGUUCUAUGGAUUCAACAGCACAAAACCUCCUUUAUCCAUCACGAGACGAUCACGUGUCACCGUAUCGUAGUACACGUGGUUCUGGCGCGGCUUUUCAAUCGACUAUCCAAGAUAUAAUGUAUACUGACAGUUCCGAAACGAAGUCAUCAACUCCAGAAAUAUCAAACGAAGAGAAAGAUAUGUUUUACAAAGCACGUGAUGCCCUCGUGUCGUCUUCAAAAAUAUCACAUCGUGUGGAAGAAGAGAGCGCAAUGAAAGGUAUUCUUUAUCCACGUGAACUUAGUGAUGAACGUCAACAAACAGUAAGAGGUACCAGAGGUAAAGCUCCUUCAAGUACCAUUGAAAAUAUCAUUUAUGGUGAAGCAUCAUCACAUGUAACAUCAAAGCAUAUUGAAGAAGAAGAAAAACCUAUAAAAAUAGAGGAUAUUUGGUUUACUUCGCAGGUGGAGUAUCUUCAGGAUGACUUCAAUAUUUUAGACGAGAAACCAUACGGAGAUUUUAUAUCUAGAGUUCUUUCAAAACACACCAAUAUUUCACAAAGUAAUGAAGAAAAUGAAGACGUAAAUGAUGCUUAUGAAAUCCUGUGUUUACCUACAAUAAUAAAACAAUGUAUUUCACGAUCUCUUACAACUCAAAUUAACUUGGUCAAUUUAACUGUGGUUCGUUAUUUCAUGGACGAUUUAAAGAUCAUUAAACAUUUUGAAACGCUCAAGAAAUUUCUUCUCAUGGAAGAUGGCGAGUUUUCAUUCUCACUUACACAGCAACUGUUUGAGAAGAUUUCUUCAGGUGAAACUCCCCAACAACUAUGUAACAUCUCUGUAUUAAAUGGCAUUAUGACACACUCGAUCCAGUCCUCAGUUUACGCCUCACAUUCGGAAAACUCACAAAGUCUGUCAUUCGUACUAAACUCCGUCCCUCAUGUGUUUAAAAGAUACGAUGUAAAGGUUUUUGACUUUAUUGAAUUAAGCUAUAAGAUCCACUGGCCUGUCAAUAUAAUUAUUACCGAAAGCUGCAUGACAAAGUAUAACAGGAUAUUUGCCUUCUUCGUGGAGUUAAAAAGAACAGCUUGGGUGUUAAAUGACGUACGACGUUUUCUAAAACGUGCAGAUAAAAUUGCGUAUCACAGUUCUCAGCUGCACAAGGUCCAUCGCUUUCGACACGAGAUGAAUCAUUUUGUAAAUGACAUCCAGGGAUAUGUGUCAAAUCAAAUACUUCAUGUUAGCUGGCAAGAAUUCAUGUAUUCUUUACACAACAACGUUUACAAUGUUGACGAUCUUCAUGAUUCUCAUGCUCGUUAUCUCAAUAAAUCCUUAUUUCGUGCUCUUCUCAACAAGAAGGCUGCUCCAGUAAUGAAAAUUAUAACUGAUCUCUUUCAAAAAGUAUUGAACUUUUAUACAUUGCUUGUAUCGUCAUCGUGGAUCAUCGAUUCUACGUCGGGUACUGCCGUCCACCCAAGUUUUUCUUUACUUUGCUCGACGUACGAUUCAUUUAGAGAGAGCACAUGUUUUCUUCUUACUGUGAUAACGAAACUUGUAAAUCGUGGUUAUCAGCCUCAUUUGGAGGAACUUCUACUUAGAUUGAAUUUCAACUUUUAUUAUGGAAAAGAUAUUUAAGCGAGACCUUGACGGUAGUAGGUAACGCAUAACGCAUACUAAACAAAAAACAAAUAUUUUUAUUGACUAUUAAAAGUUAGUUGAAGUUCAAGAUUAGACCUUUCAUGGGUAGAUCCACCAAUAUAUUGUCUUCUUUGAUGGAAUGAAUUACCUGUGUGGAUGAUUUUAAUCCUCCGUUUGUUCACAACAAUAAAAUGGAACUGAAAUUAUCGUUGAUACAAUGCAAGUCCUAUUUUAGAUAUCAUGUUUUAAAUGUUGUGCAAAGCCCAAAAAUUGAUAAGAAUGCACGUUUAUGUCUGGCAUUAAAGCAAGCCGCCGUGAAAUUCUUUUAGACAUUAUUGAACUUAAAGAAUUUCACUGCGUCAAGAAGAUAUAAAGCGGUUCUUAUUUAAAUUUUUAGAUUUACACUAAGCCCAAAACAUGAUAUCUCAAGAGAUAUCUUCUCUUCAUUGAUAAAUCAUGAAAUCGUCAGAAUAGACUAACAUUACACUCCAUAAGUUCAACUUAAAAAAUUUUAAGAAUGAAUUAUUGUCAUCAUUCGUUAUAAAAACUCAUUAAACUUAUUAAUUUUUAAGGUAUCAGGUGAUUUUUGAAACAGUUUUCAAUCGAUCAUUAGGUUUAUUUUGUAAUCAAUUUAAAGCGGAAAUUACAAUGUCUGAUAUUAGUAUGAGGGUAUCAUGUUUAUGCUAAUAAAUUUCUGUAUAUAUGCUUAUCGCAGCCAUCUCAAAUAUAUUUACAGUAUAUGGAAUAAAUAGUUUGAAAAAAAUACAUGAAUCACGGACUGUAUGAACGAGUUGAAUCUUGAAUUAUUUUACACUUUUACUUUUCACAAAAAAAACUAUUUUGACGCAAGUAAACUACAAUAUCAUAUUUCGUCAUUAUGAAAACUAUGUAGGCUUGCGUCAAAUGUAUAUAUGCGUAAAUUUUGACGUACUCUUGAAGCGGCAAUCUUAUCGACAAAUUUAUGAUCAAUAAGAACUGGAUUUUCGGUGAUUUAUAGUUGAUACAUCAUGGUUUUUCGUUCACAAUUCUAUCAUCAUAAAUUCAAAUGUUUAAUUCUUCCAAUCUCUUUAUUUGUUUGUGGCUUUAUUAUUUUCCUUUGUGGAUUGGUGAGAACCUUUCAUGUUGGAGAAAAAAUGACAAGUGGUGAUUUCGAAAAGAAAAGUCUGCAAUCUCAAAACGAAUACGUUGAAUGGUGGAAUGGCUUUCCUCUGAUGCUUAGUGCUGCCUUAGGAAUCGUUGCUGUAUUAUAUGAGAAACCGUUAGUUUUCAAAAUCGCUGUGGUUUCAAUUGCUAUGUGUUUUGUACUAUCAAUAUUCUCGUUGAUGUUAGACGCUGGUGAACUAGCUUGGAUUUCCCGUGAUGUACAAUACAUGAAUUUCUUGAAAAUGGAAGGAUAUCAUUGCCAGGAUACGUAUCGUGUACAUCGUUAUGGUGAUCAGGUCUACAAUUUUACAGAAUGUGAAUGUAAAAUUGGCAAUGAAAGGGCUAUGGACUUUUAUGUUUGGUCUUCUUGUAAACUAUUUCUGGCUCAGUAUUAUGUCUACUUUAUGAUUGUGUUCUUUACAUCUUGUUCCUGUGGUCUCUGUUUGUUCACGCUUGCCUCUUUUGUUCUUAUUCUAAAGCGGAUUUCACAGAUAACUUCUGCCCUGAACUUGGACGAGAAGCCAUUAAACGACGACUUUGCUAAUCUUCAUGAUAAUCUCUACGCUGCAUCCUAAGUGCUUCGAUCAAAUUGAACGACAAUACAUUUUAACUGUAUCUUAUUUUGAUUUGAUAUACUGAUUCAUCAUUAUGUAUUAUUUAAUACAAGCAAUAACAUUGAUCAUGAAGGAUUGCUGUUGAUUAUAAAGUACACUUUUCUAUCUUAACUUCUAAAAUACGUAUAUAACCAAUAAUUGAAUAUUUUGAAACAAUACUAACAUUUUUCCUCGCAUUAAAGUAAGAUAGGCACCACACUGGGGAUGUUAUGCACCAAUCGGAUAAAACUUGUGUUGAACUUCGUCUUUUUUUGUUUGGUGACAUUCUGAAAACGUCGUUUGAACAUUUCAUUUUGAUAAGAUUCGUUUUGCACCAAACUCCAUUUUUAUUCCUUAAUUUUCACUCUCCCUUGUACGUAUCGUCAUUUCAUUAUGUUUGUAUGGCUGCAAUAUUAAACUACGAGUUUCACCUGUAGCGACGCUACGUGGUUUCAAACAUGAAAGGUUUGCCUUAUUCACUUGUGUUUACCAAACAAACAAACAAAAAAGUAUCAAUAAAAAUAUCAUUACGUGGGAUCAUCUCAUCUACCAUCCAGUAUAUACAAUACAUGAUGUUUUCUUUUAAGACUUUUUAUAUAAUACACAAUGAUCAAGCUGACUACCGAAACAAAAGUUGUACGCAUAUUUCUCGGUGAAUUCAACGUAGAAAUUGUCUUAUGAUAAGACUGUAAGUAUUACUAUGAACUUAUGGUUUUUUUGUCAUUAUGAAAAUAUCAUGAAUGAUUUUACAUGCAACAUGCAAUAUGUUAUGAAGCACAUGAAUAGCGUAAAUAUUUUAUUAUCGUAUCAUAUGUCCUAACUAUGAAGAUUAUGUAGCAUCUUCCUGUGCGUCAAGUGUUCUAUUUAUAUGUAAAAAAAAUAUGACCUUGAAGUGGCGGUCUGCGGGAAAGUAGCGCUCAAUGAAUGGUGGUAUUUCGAGUUUAUGUCUAAUGCAGCAUGAAACUCAAGCCUUUAAUUCUUCCAAGCUCUCUACUUCUUUGUGGCUUUGCCGUUUUUCUUUGCGGAUUGGUUAGAACCUUUUAUGUUGGAGAAACAAUGCCAAGAAAUGAUGAAGAAAAGAAACAAAUCCAAUCGAAUAAUGAAUAUGUUGAAUGGUGGAUUGGUAUUCCUCUGAUGCUUAGUGCUGUAUUGGGAAUCGUUGCUGUAUCCCGCGAGAAACCGUUUGUUCUCAAAGUUGCUGGGGCUUUGUUAGCUUUAUGCUUUAUACAGUCGUUAGUGUCGUUGAUGUUGGACUGUGCUGAGUUAUCUCAGUUAUCUGGAACUGUACAAUACAUGAAUUUCCUGAAAAUGGAAGGAUUUGCUUGCAAGAAUAAACAUUAUUCUUACAAUUUUCGUGAUCAUGUCUACAACUUUACAAAGUGUGAAUGUAAAUUGGGCGACCAAAAAGCUAUUUCUGUGGGAAGUUCUUGUGAACUGAUAGUGGCUCUGUAUACUCUUUAUUUCAUAAUCGUCAUCUUUACAUCAUGUUCCUGUGGUCUCAGUUUGUUCACGCUUGCCUCUUUUGUUCUUAUUCUCAAACGGAUUCCACAGAUCACUAAUGCAGGGAACUUUGAUGAUAAUAUCACAUUCGAGCGACGAAGAUUAAACGACAGUUCUUUUUAACUGUAUCUUAUUUUGGUUUGAUAUACCGAUUCAUCAUUAUGUAUUAUUUACCACAAGGACUAACAUUGAUCAUGAAGGAUUGCUGUUGAUUAUAUAGUACACUUUUCUAUCUUAACUUCUAAAAUACGUAUAUAGCCAAUAAUUGAAUAUUUUGAAACACUGCAAA
Xenia sp. Carnegie-2017 is the source of this 8374-nucleotide messenger RNA. RefSeq names its product gamma-tubulin complex component 6-like. Gene Ontology annotation, cellular component: spindle pole; equatorial microtubule organizing center; centrosome. Bases 104 to 4846 code for a protein of 1580 amino acids. The record is from RefSeq and is a predicted model, not a curated record. Gene Ontology annotation, biological process: meiotic cell cycle; cytoplasmic microtubule organization; mitotic cell cycle. The transcript is spliced from 38 exons. Gene Ontology annotation, molecular function: microtubule minus-end binding; gamma-tubulin binding. Lineage: Eukaryota; Metazoa; Cnidaria; Anthozoa; Malacalcyonacea; Xeniidae.